This is a messenger RNA of Octopus sinensis (East Asian common octopus), 1723 nucleotides long. Its product is annotated as E3 ubiquitin-protein ligase MIB2-like. Bases 118 to 1425 code for a protein of 435 amino acids. Gene Ontology annotation, molecular function: protein binding; ubiquitin-protein transferase activity. The record is from RefSeq and is a predicted model, not a curated record. Gene Ontology annotation, cellular component: cytoplasm. The transcript is spliced from 12 exons. Lineage: Eukaryota; Metazoa; Mollusca; Cephalopoda; Octopoda; Octopodidae. Gene Ontology annotation, biological process: protein ubiquitination; signal transduction.
CAAAAUAAUUUCAUAUUUAAUGUAAAUUAGUCAUUGUUUCUAUCUUUUUCUCUCAGGCGUCGACUGCAAGCUGUGGAGCUAUUACUCUCUCGGGGCAGCAAUGUCAACGAGAAGGCCAUGUUCGGCAAUACUCCUCUCCAUUUGGCUGUAAACUCAUCUACGGAAUGGACAGAUGGUGUGAAAGCUAUAAUGAACCAGAGCGCUGUUGAGGUGAAUCCUCGAAAUGAAGAUGGUCAAACACCGCUGCACUGGGCCUGUGAUCAGGGAUACUUGCACACUGUCGAUCUUUUGUUGGGUCACAAUGGCAUCGAUGCCAAUGUGGUAGACAACGAUGGAGACACACCACUGCAUGUGGCAGUUCAGCAGCGAAAAUAUAUAGUGGUGUGUGCGAUGCUGAAGCAGGAUUCGGUGAAUUUAGAAAUUGUGAACAAAGAAUAUAGGACACCAUUGCUUGAAGCUGUCUCGGACGGUCACCUCGGAAUAAUGCAGCGGCUGAUAGCCAGGGGCACGAAUGUAAAUGUUGUUGAACAUGGAGGAAAUAAUUGCCUGCAUCUGGCGUUAAAAAGAAAAAACAACUUUCAUUCUGAGGUGGAGCACAUGACCAUGUUAGAUCAGUUCUGCGUAGAGCUGAAACUGGGAAACGAAGAAAGGUGCUCUGGUGUGGUAGUUGCCAGCUACCUAGCCCACCACGGGGCCAACUUUUACUGUAAAAACAAAAGUGGCAGAACACCAUUGGACCUAAUAGAAAAGGAAAAUUUAAAAAAGAUGUUAAAGACGUUAUUCUCACCGCACCAUGGUGGAGGAAGACGCAUGGAUCAGGCACUGAAGGGACCAAUCAGAUGUGUGUUUUGUGAAGACGAAGUGGCCACAGAGACGUUCUUUCCAUGUAAACAUCUUUCGCUGUGUAAGAAAUGCUGUCCCCAAAAGAUACCUAAACGAUGCCCUAUGUGUAGACAGAAUAUAACGAGCAAAAAUAGUUUGGAGGGUCCAAAGUCGUCAAAGCCGGAAGUCCAGAUGUUGGCAGAACCACCUGUGAAUCGAACAUUUGAAGUCAAGGAAAUACAGAAAUUGACUGAACCUGUUGAGGCUCCAACGCAUGGGAAAUUCUCGAAGGUGUCAGAGCCUACAUCCUCUACAACAAAGCCAGUUGAGUCUCCAGUGUUAGAUGAAAAGUUUCUCCAAGAUGUCGCACAAAAUUUAGGAGGAAAAUGGCAACAAGUCGGAAGAGAAUUAGGAAUUAAAACUGUUCGAUUGGAAAUCAUCAAAAAUGACAAUCCUCUUGACACCGUUGAACAAAGCUUCCAGAUGCUGCGGAGAUGGUUUACAACUUGUGAUCCAGAGACGCGAACACACAGAACACUCGGAGAAGCUCUUGAGAAAUUUGAGUGUUUCGAUGCACUCGAAUGUCUACCUCAUAUGAUGUAAAAUUUUGUGUAAAUAAUGUAAUUGUCUCAUCCGAGGUCAAUCGCGACCAAGCAGAGACCUAUAAUCAAAUGUCUUCUAGCCUCUAGCCAGGGCUCUCCUGGCUUUAUCCUUAAUGUAGAGAACCCAGAACCACGUUGUCCUAUCUGUCCUUCUUUAAAGUGAUAAUUGUGAAUUGAGGAGGAUUUAGGUACUAAUUCUAGCAGAUCUCUCUACCAUAUAACAUUACCUUACUGGUUUGGCUCCUUUCUUCUUAAAGAUUAACUUCUGAAAUAAAGAUAAACUUUGAAAUGUUCAUUUA